Brettanomyces nanus is the source of this 576-nucleotide messenger RNA. Its product is annotated as 60S ribosomal protein L9B. Gene Ontology annotation, molecular function: rRNA binding; structural constituent of ribosome. The transcript has a single exon. Gene Ontology annotation, biological process: cytoplasmic translation. Lineage: Eukaryota; Fungi; Ascomycota; Pichiomycetes; Pichiales; Pichiaceae. Gene Ontology annotation, cellular component: cytosolic large ribosomal subunit; ribosome. The record is from RefSeq and is a predicted model, not a curated record. Bases 1 to 576 code for a protein of 191 amino acids.
AUGAAGUACGUUUCCUCUGUUCAGGACAUUAAUGUCCCAAAAGAUGUUACUGUUAGUAUUCAGUCAAGAUUUGUCAAGGUUGUUGGUCCAAGAGGUACUUUGACUAAGGACUUGAAGCACAUUGAUGUUACUUUCGUUAAGGUCAGCAAGGAUUUGAUUCAGGUUCAUAUCCACAACGGUGACAAAAGACAUGUUGCCAAAUUGAGAACUACCAAGUCUCUUAUCAGUAAUAUGAUUACUGGUGUUACGGUGGGCUACAGGUAUAAGAUGAGAUUUGUCUACGCUCAUUUCCCUAUCAACGUGUCUGUUGCCGACGAAGACGGACAAGAGUUUGUCGAGAUUAGAAACUUUUUGGGAGAAAAGAGACUUAGAAAAAUCACUGUUCCUGAAGGUGUGAAGGCUGAGGUUUCCAAGGCUCAGAAGGAUGAGUUGAUUGUCAGUGGUAACUCUGUCGAAGAGGUUUCUCAGACAUGUGCAGACAUCCAACAGAUCUGUAGAGUUAGAAAUAAGGAUAUUAGAAAGUUCUUGGAUGGUAUUUACGUUUCUGAGAAGGGAAACAUUGUUGAGGAGAUGUAA